ACUCCCGGCACCCUAUGCAAAUUGCCAGCUCACACUUGAUUUUGAUGAUGGCAACAAGAAGCAGUGCUCUGCACCCUGAGAUGGCCUUCUACAACUAUCACAUCCUGGAAUUACUGCAGGUGCUGGUGACAGGCGGUAUCAGCUCUCAGAUGGAACACCAUUUGGUAGAGCAGAAUCCCUGUGGAAUGCACGAGAACUAUAGUACAGUCUCUUCUGGGAGGACACAGUGUAAACUGGGACUUCUGUCUUUAGACAGUUCCAUUUUAUCAGACAUUCAGCCAAGAAUAACCUUUGAACAACUGUUCUGCGGCUCAUUAGAUACUUAUGGAAUCCUAUGUGUUGGCUUAUACUGUGUGAUGGAUGAAAAAAAAUGUGACUCAGAAAGGUUUGUGAUUACCCGGCCAGCCAAUGAGUGUCGUCUGCUGCCUUCCGAUCUUGUGUUUUGUGCCAUCCCUUUCAACACCUCCUGUUAGAAAAUGGACAGUGUUUCUUCAGCUCAGAUUCCAGAGGAAAUUACAACGGUUGAGUCCUUAGCACCAGAGGAACAUCCAGACAUAAAUCGUCCUUCCAUAAUUAGCACGGUGAUAGAUAAAAUGACUCGGCGUUCCUACUCAGGAGUCCACCCUUCGAAGCCACCCCUUGUUAGUGAUGUUGAACAAUAAAAAGAAAAAUAGUAGUGUGC
Molecule: messenger RNA, 682 nt
Organism: Nannospalax galili (Upper Galilee mountains blind mole rat)
Lineage: Eukaryota; Metazoa; Chordata; Mammalia; Rodentia; Spalacidae
Product: potassium channel subfamily U member 1-like
Exons: 4
Coding region: 15-473 (152 amino acids)
Biological process (GO): reproductive process
Source: RefSeq, a predicted model, not a curated record